Vigna umbellata (rice bean) is the source of this 1702-nucleotide messenger RNA. RefSeq names its product serine hydroxymethyltransferase 4. Gene Ontology annotation, biological process: tetrahydrofolate interconversion. The record is from RefSeq and is a predicted model, not a curated record. Gene Ontology annotation, molecular function: glycine hydroxymethyltransferase activity; pyridoxal phosphate binding. Gene Ontology annotation, cellular component: cytoplasm; mitochondrion. Lineage: Eukaryota; Viridiplantae; Streptophyta; Magnoliopsida; Fabales; Fabaceae.
AGACGGGAUGAGAUGAGAGUGUACACUUCUGCAGUUCUUGGUAUCUUGGUUCUUCGUUUGGGUGUCUUGAGAAGCAUAGCCAAAGGAUGGAAGCAGUGAGUGCCUGGGGUAACACGCCGUUGGCGACGGUGGAUCCAGAAAUCCACGAUCUCAUUGAGAAGGAGAAGCGUCGCCAGUGUCGGGGAAUAGAGCUUAUAGCGUCGGAGAACUUCACUUCCUUCGCUGUCAUAGAGGCGCUGGGGAGUGCCCUCACCAACAAGUACUCCGAGGGUAUGCCUGGCAACCGCUACUACGGUGGCAACGAGUUCAUCGAUCAGAUUGAGAACCUGUGCCGUUCUCGCGCCCUCGAGGCCUUCCAUCUCGAUCCCUCCCGAUGGGGCGUCAACGUCCAACCCUACUCCGGUUCUCCGGCCAACUUCGCCGCCUACACUGCCGUGCUCCAGCCCCACGACCGCAUCAUGGGUUUGGAUCUCCCCUCCGGCGGCCACCUCACCCACGGCUACUACACCUCCGGUGGGAAGAAGAUCUCUGCCACCUCCAUUUACUUUGAGAGUUUGCCUUACAAGGUGAAUUCCACCACCGGAUUCAUCGACUACGAUAGGUUGGAGGAGAAAGCCUUGGAUUUCCGGCCCAAGCUGAUCAUCUGUGGUGGCAGUGCCUACCCCAGGGACUGGGACUAUGCCAGGUUCAGACAGGUAGCCGACAAGUGCGGUGCUCUCUUGCUUUGUGACAUGGCUCACAUCAGUGGUCUUGUUGCUGCUCAGGAAGCUAACAAUCCAUUCGAGUACUGUGACAUUGUGACCACGACGACCCACAAGAGCUUGAGGGGUCCUAGGGCCGGUAUGAUCUUCUACCGGAAGGGACCUAAACCGCCGAAGAAAGGGCAACCCGAGAAUGCAGUGUACGAUUUUGAAGACAAAAUCAACUUUGCGGUGUUCCCUUCCCUCCAGGGUGGUCCUCACAAUCACCAGAUUGGGGCACUUGCGGUUGCACUGAAACAGGCUGUGAGCCCAGGAUUCAAGGCAUACGCGAAGCAGGUUAAGGCAAAUGCAGUUGCACUUGGUAAUUAUUUGAUGAGCAAGGGAUACAGUCUUGUCACCGGAGGAACUGAGAAUCACCUUGUCUUGUGGGAUCUCCGUCCUCUUGGCCUAACUGGCAACAAGGUAGAGAAACUUUGUGACCUCUGCAACAUUACUGUCAAUAAAAAUGCUGUCUUUGGUGAUAGCAGCGCAUUGGCUCCUGGAGGAGUACGAAUUGGUGCCCCAGCCAUGACUUCUAGGGGGUUGGUUGAGAAGGACUUUGAACAGAUCGGAGAGUUCCUUCACCGUGCAGUUGUUCUAACGCUGGAGAUCCAGAAGGAGUAUGGCAAGCUUUUGAAGGAUUUCAACAAGGGCCUGGUGAACAAUAAGGCUAUCGAAGAUCUCAAAGUUGAUGUUGAGAAAUUUUCAGCCUCCUUCGAUAUGCCUGGUUUCCUAGUAUCUGAGUUGAAGUACAAGGACUAGCUAGCUUCAAAAUGCAUCUCUUCAUCAUAAAUCUUUUCUUUUCGGUGUCAUGUACACAGCUUGUUGGUUUUUAAGUUCAUUCCUCUGUUUCUGUUUUUAUUAUAUCUAUACCUUAUCAUUGUCAUUCCUGCAGCUGCAGCAGCAGCAUGAGAAUCAUUCUGGCAAAUUCAUGUUUUGGAAAAUAAAUUCUAUUUUGGGAC